This is a messenger RNA of Lathyrus oleraceus (garden pea), 1863 nucleotides long. RefSeq lists its product as uncharacterized. The coding region runs from base 139 to 1434 and encodes 431 amino acids. The transcript has 13 exons. The record is from RefSeq and is a predicted model, not a curated record. Lineage: Eukaryota; Viridiplantae; Streptophyta; Magnoliopsida; Fabales; Fabaceae.
ACCUCAUUCCUGGCCACGGUUAUUCACCUUAUUAUUAUCUAUAAUCAAUUCUACCAUUGUUAAUGAUUUAGGUGGUAAAAAUUCAUUCAUCACCAUCUCUUUCUGGUUUCUCUAUCACAUUGCUAUUGUCUUUCCAGGAUGGCCUAUAGCUUCACCUAUUGGGAUGAUUGUGUUGAUCCUGAGGAUUUAGAGGCAAUGUGGAAUGUACCUGAAGUUAGUGUCGAGUGGUUAAAAGCCGGCGAGGAACAAGGUCAGAAAGUUCACCUCUCUCGCGAUCCUGAUGGACAGCCGUAUUUAACACAGACUGAAAUGAGGGCUGUAGCCGACAUUGUUAUUAACCGGCACUUUCAGUCGGAAAUAAAUCCUGGCAUGAUUUGUGCUAUUGCUGAACUUGAAAGUGACAGAAUCCUACUUGUUAUGAACACUCCCUACAAAUCUAAAGAGCCUAAUGUAGGGCUUAUGCAACUUCUACCAAAAACUGUGGAAUGGUUGAUAAGUGAAUUAGGUUAUCAUUCAUAUGCUGCAGAAGAGAAUAUAGAAUACCUAUUCAAACCUUUCAUAAAUGUAUAUUUUGCUGCUGCCUAUCUUAAAUGGCUGUCAAGCUUUGAUAACAACAAAAGAGAUGAAGAGUUUAUGAUAAGGGCAUAUAAAGGCGGUACGAAGAAGGCAACUCACAAAUCAACGCUGCGUUAUUGGAAAAGUUAUCUUGCUGUCAAAGAAAGUUUUCCCUGCAGAAAAUCCGUUGACGAUGAUCCUCCACUAAACAACUCUGGGCUUCCAGUUCAUUCUCAGACUGGAUCUCCUGAACAUUCAGACCAAUCAAAAGAUGCAAACGAUGAUAUUUAUUGGGAUUCCAGAACUUCUCCAGAUGACAUGAAUGCUAUGUGGAAUCAUCCUGCAGUUCGAAAAGUAUGGACUAAAUCCAAAGAAACGCGUGGAAAGGUGCGUUUUUCUCAAGAUGAAAAAAAGAGACCGUAUCUUUCCCGCGUGGAAAUGAAGGCAGUUGCAGAUAUAAUUCUAAUCAGAUACCUCAGCAACCCAAAAACUAAAUCUACAGUACUUUGUGCCAUUGGCGAGGUUGCUAGCAUGCGCUUUGUACAUGGAGUUGAACCAAGGCCUGGAAUAAUGGGGAUCGACUAUUCCACUGCUUUUUGGCUUUACUUGGAAUUGGGCUUCAGAGCUUACAAACUUGAAUCUGUUGAUGAUCUCAGCAAUCCAUUUGUGUCCAUGUACUUUGGUGCUGCCUAUGUGGCAUGGUUAUCAGAAUAUGAAGGAAGGGAAAGAACUCCGGAUUUUUUCGUUCAGGCAUAUUUUGUAGGACCGAAAAAUGUGAACCCUCAGGAUACAAGCACUCUUUGGCUAAAAUAUGAGGAAGUUCUCAGUAAAUAUGAAGAUGAAAGAAAAAGGCAUGGUGAAAGCUGCUCCAUCAUGUAACCUGACAAUGUCGUAGCGUAUCUAGAUUUCGAGGAUCUAUCCGAGUUGGGUCGUGUUAUCUUGUGUAUUAUAUAUUUGAGAGCUUUAAUUGUGAAGUGAAACUAUCUGAUCGGCGUGCUAUAGAAAAGGAAGAAAGAAGAAAAGGAAAGAAACUUGCAUUCCAAGGAAAUAAUUACUUGUAUAGAACUGACUGUAUAGUUUAUUUGUUUUGGAUUUUGAGAUGCUUCAAAAGCAAUUUCAUUAGAAGCAAGAAAAACAUGUUGCAUUGUAAAAAAAAAGUGUGUCGAGAAGCGCAAAAAGUGCGCAGGGAAGUGUAAUUAUCUUGUCUGUAAUGAGAAAAAUCUCCACUAGGUAUAGUCAAUGAUCAAUACAAAUUCAAUUGUUACUCCAUUGCAGAAAAACAGACAGAAUGCAAUUUAGGUUGUUGGC